Messenger RNA from Ipomoea nil (Japanese morning glory), 1419 nucleotides. RefSeq lists its product as uncharacterized. NCBI's taxonomy places the organism in Eukaryota, Viridiplantae, Streptophyta, Magnoliopsida, Solanales, Convolvulaceae. The transcript has 15 exons. The record is from RefSeq and is a predicted model, not a curated record. The coding region runs from base 42 to 1229 and encodes 395 amino acids.
UAUACAUUAGAUGAAUUUUAGACGACUUUAAUCGUCGGAAAAUGGAAUCUUCUUUUCCAUCAUCACUCCCGCCUUUUACUCGCAGUCCUCACUCCCACCUUCCACUCAUCACCGCGAUAUUGCCGCGCCGCCGGAAAAUUGCUCCUCCGCUUUCGACGAUCACGGCGGCGUCAUGCUCUUCUCAAGCUCCUCUGCUUUCGGCUCGGACAGUUAGCAUAUCUUACAGCGAACUCAAGGAUAAGAAUGCCGACUUAUCGUCGAAAAUUGAAGAAGGCUUUGGAGUGAAUGGUCUUGGACUUCUUUCUAUAUCGGAUGUUCCUGAGUACUCUUUGUUGCGUAAGAAUCUUCUCCAUCUUUCGACUAGAUUAGCUAAUGUCUCUGAAGACGUGAAAAGGGAGCUGGAAGACCCAGAUAGUCGGUACAGCUUUGGAUGGAGUUAUGGAAAAGAGAAGCAAGAUGGAAAGCUAGAUAAACUUAAAGCAUCCUUCUUUGCAAAUCCAAUAUUGGAUGUACCUUCAACUGAACCAUCAAAUAUACAACGAUAUCCUUCAUAUUGUAGAGCAAACAUAUGGCCUCGUACAGCUCUGCCAGAACUUGAAAUUGCCUUCAAAGCACUUGGAAAGCUGAUCUUGAAUGUUGGGUUGUUGUUGGCUCAUCACUGUGAUCGAUACGUAUCCAGCAGGAUCACAACUAAUGAGAAUAAAGAGAUUCUACAGACACUUCUUCCCUCUAGAUGUCAUAAAGGUCGACUUCUUUACUAUUUCCCUACCCAGAAUAGUAGCUCUGCCCUAGAUGAUGGAUCUGUUUCAUCCUGGUCUGGGUGGCAUACUGAUUAUGCUUCCUUAACAGGUCUAACAUGUGAAAUGUUUACAAGAGACGAUGUAGAAAUUCCUUGCUCUGACAAUGCUGCUGGCCUCUAUAUAAUGUCGCGUACUGGUCAAGUUGUCAAACCGGAAUAUGGUGAGGAUGAAAUAGCAUACCUGGUUGGUGAGACGGGUGAAAUACUGUCAAGACAUCUGCUCUGUGCAACACCACAUUGUGUUCGGGCACCAAAAGGGGUGGAAGCAUCUUCUGUGGGCCGCUCAACAUAUGUAUUGUUCAUGCAGCCUAACUGGGAUGAAAAGUUUAAUUUCUCAGAGCUGGCGCAUAUUCAUGAGGAGUUGCGCCACUCCAACCAUCCUCUUACUUAUGGAGAGUACAGUGAAAGGCUGCAUGACAAGCACUACUAGCUCAAAGAGUAUAGUUUUACCUCUACUGUGUAGUUUGCGAGCUAUUAUGCUGGAGUGGAGUUUACAUACCUUGACAUAGUGGGCGUGGGUUUCCCUUGUUGUCCAAAAAAAAAAAUGUAUAAUUAUGUUAUAUCGAAGCAAGAAAACACUACUUAUUCUACACCAAAUAUAUGUAUUGAUUGCAAACAAA